This is a messenger RNA of Grus americana (Whooping crane), 3263 nucleotides long. It is a transcript of the gene NEFH, whose product is annotated as neurofilament heavy chain. Gene Ontology annotation, molecular function: structural constituent of postsynaptic intermediate filament cytoskeleton. The record is from RefSeq and is a predicted model, not a curated record. Gene Ontology annotation, biological process: axon development. Gene Ontology annotation, cellular component: axon; neurofilament. Bases 16 to 2943 code for a protein of 975 amino acids. The transcript is spliced from 4 exons. NCBI's taxonomy places the organism in Eukaryota, Metazoa, Chordata, Aves, Gruiformes, Gruidae.
AGGACCGGGGUCACUAUGAGCCUGAUGCUGGAGACGCUGCUGGGCCCCCCGGGGGGGCUCCGCAAGGAGCCGGGCCGCGCUGCCCCUCGCUCCGCUACCUCCAGCGGCUUCCACUCGUGGCCGGGACCGGUGGGGCGAGCUCGGGGAGGGGGCGGCGGCAGUGCGGCCGCUUCCUCCACCGAGAGCCUGGACUCGCUGAACGGUGAACCGCGGGCGCGGAACGAGAAAGAGCUGCUGCAGGUGCUGAACGAUCGUUUCGCCGGGUACAUCGAGCGGGUGCGGGCGCUGGAGCAGCAGAACCGGGCGCUGGCGGCGGAGGCGGCGGCGCUGCGGCAGCAGCAGGCGGGGCGCUCGGCCAUGGGUGAGCUGUACGCGCGGGAGUUGCGCGACAUGCGUGGGACCGUCCUGCGGCUGGGCGCCGAGAAGGGGCAGCUGCGGCUGGAACGAUCGCGCCUUGCCGAGGACGUGGCCGCUCUCCGGGGACGGCUGGAAGAAGAGGCCCGGCAGAGAACCGAGCUGGAAGCGGCGGCCCGCGGGCUGGCUCAGCGCUCCGCGCAGGCGGAACGGGCGCGGGGACCGCUGGAGGAGCGAGCCCGAGCCCUGCGGGAGGAGGCGGAGCUGCUGCGGAAGCAGCACCGGGCCGAGGUGGGUGCGCUGCUGCGAGUGGCCCGCCCCGAGCCCCCCGCCGAGCCCCCCGCCGCCCUGCGCCCCGGUGUCACCGCCGCCCUCCGCGACCUACGCGCCCAGCUGGAGGGCACGGCGGCCCGCAGCACCCUGCAGGCCGAGGAGUGGUUCCGCGUGAGGCUGGACAAGCUCUCGGAGGUUGCCAAGGUGAACACGGAUGCCAUCCGCUUGGCCCAGGAGGAGAUCUCUGAGUACCGCCGCCAGCUCCAGUCCAAGACCACUGAGCUUGAAGCCCUCAAAGGGACCCAGGAGUCACUGGAGAGGCAGAGACAGGACUCAGAAGAGCGCCAUCAUGCAGACGUCCUAUCCUACCAGGAAACCAUCCAGCAGCUUGACAGUGAGCUGAGGAACACCAAGUGGGAGAUGGCAGCUCAGCUCCGGGAGUACCAGGAUCUGCUCAACGUCAAAAUGGCCCUGGACAUUGAAAUUGCUGCCUAUAGAAAGCUCUUGGAUGGGGAGGAAUAUCGGAUCGAGUCUGGCUUUGGGAUGAUCUCCUUCCCCGAGGUGGUCCCCAGGGCUCCCAGCAUCACCACCGACAUCAAGGUGAAGAGUGAGGAGAAGAUCAAGGUGGUGGAAAAGUCAGAGAAGGAGACAGUGAUUGUGGAGGAGCAGACAGAGGAAAUCCAGGUGACUGAGGAGGUCACAGAGGAGGAUGAGGCUGAGAAAGAGGCUGAAGAGGAGAAAGCUGAAGCAGAGGGUGAAGAAGAGGAGGCCAAGUCUCCUGCAAAAGAGGAGGCCAAGUCCCCAGAGAAACCUGAGUCCCCCUCAAAAGAGGAGGCCAAAACCCCAGCUGUCAAGUCCCCUGAAAAGCCACCAACCCCCUCAAAGGAGGAGGCCAAGAGCCCAGCUGUCAAGUCCCCUGAAAAGCCACCAACCCCUUCAAAAGAGGAAGCCAAGAGCCCAGUGGUGAAGUCUCCAGAGAAACCUUCACCUCCUUCAAAAGAAGAGGCCAAGACUCCAACUGUCAAAUCCCCAGAAAAGCCUCCAACCCCCUCAAAAGAAGAGGCCAAGACCCCAACUAUCAAAUCCCCAGAGAAGCCCCCAACCCCCCCAAAGGAGGCCAGGAGCCCAGCAGUGAAGUCUCCGGAGAAACCCUCAACCCCUGCAAAAGAAGAGGCCAAGAGCCCAGCUGUGAAGUCCCCAGAGAAACCCUCAACCCCUGCAAAAGAAGAGGCCAAGAGCCCAGCUGUGAAGUCCCCAGAGAAACCCUCAACCCCUGCAAAAGAAGAGGCCAAGAGCCCAGUGGUGAAGUCCCCAGAGAAGCCCCCGACCCCCUCAAAAGAGGAGGCCAAGACCCCAGCUGUGAAGUCCCCAGAGAAGCCCCCGACCCCCUCAAAAGAGGAGGCCAAGACACCAGCUGUGAAGUCCCCAGAGAAGCCCCCGACCCCCUCAAAAGAGGAGGCCAAGACCCCAGCUGUGAAGUCCCCAGAGAAACCUACACCCCCCUCAAAAGAGGUCAAAACUCCAUCUGUCAAAUCCCCAGAGAAACCCCCAACCCCCUCUAAAGAGGAGGCCAAGACCCCAGCUGUGAAGUCCCCUGAGAAACCCCCAACCCCCUCUAAAGAGGAGGCCAAGACCCCAGCUGUGAAGUCCCCUGAGAAACCCCCAACCCCCUCUAAAGAGGAGGCCAAGACCCCAGCUGUGAAGUCCCCUGAGAAACCCCCAACCCCCUCAAAGGAGGAGGCCAAGACUCCAACCGUGAAGUCCCCUGAGAAAGUAAAAUCUCCUCUGAAGGAGGAGGCCAAGUCUCCGCAGAAGGAAGCGGUCCCGGCCAAGGAGCCCACCCCAUCCCCUCCAAAGGGGCCAAAAGACCCUGCGAAGGAAGCACAGCCCAAGGAGGUGAAGGCUCCCUCCGAGCCCAGAGCCGAGGAGGGCAGGAAAGAGGAAGCUCCCAAGAAAGAUAUCCCGGCUAAGGUGGAGGAGAAGCCCAAAGAGAAGGCGGCUGCUGUGGCAGAGCCUCCGGCCCCACAGGUGAAGGAGACCACCAAGCCAAGCCCCAAACCUGCAGAAGAAGGAAAGGAGAAGGAGGCUCCACCAAAACCUCAGCAGGAGGUCGGCAAAGUGGCUGCGAAGGAGGCCGAGAAGCCAAAGGCUGAGGAGAAGGUGGAGGAGCCCAAGAAGGAGAAGGUGGAGGAGCCCAAAGCUAAAGCAAAACCCAAAGAUGAGGCCAAAGCCAGUAAAGAGCCCCCCAAGGCCGAGGCCCCCUCCAGCAAGGAGGGCAAAGCCCCGGAGCCAGCACCUGCCGUGGAGAAGAAGUGAGCGGAGCCCCGGGCGCCAAAGAGCACUUCUGGGCAUGGGAGCUGCUCCACUCCCCUCCGACGGCCGGGCCCAGGGUGGGGACCCCCCACCAGGCCAGGCUUUACCUUAGCAAUAUGUCCGUGUGAGAGACGCAGCCCUGCCCCGGCGGUUUGGCCGAUAGCUUCCCUAGCAGAAUGUGAUAUACGCCGAGCGCCACACUUAAACACUUGAAUUAUAGCCGAGGAGAAGAGACCCCGGGGGAACCGACCGCCCUUCUCCAAUAAGUGCAUUUAUUUAAUGUAUGUGCAAUCGAUGGAUGAGUGCAACGCAGAGCUCUAGCU